Molecule: messenger RNA, 2332 nt
Organism: Conger conger (European conger)
Lineage: Eukaryota; Metazoa; Chordata; Actinopteri; Anguilliformes; Congridae
Product: epidermal retinol dehydrogenase 2-like
Exons: 7
Coding region: 349-1269 (306 amino acids)
Cellular component (GO): lipid droplet
Molecular function (GO): oxidoreductase activity, acting on the CH-OH group of donors, NAD or NADP as acceptor
Source: RefSeq, a predicted model, not a curated record
CAGCAAUAGUGCGGUAAGUGGUCGUCUGAAAUCACGCAUUCAGUUUUCAGCUGUCGGCGGUGGGAACACGGCGAGGAAAACGCGACUGAUGAGUUUAUAGUGGAAACGUGUUGUUUUCGAUAAAUGCGCAGUGAUUUGUCCACUUGUCCUGUAGCCUACGCCAAGCUGGAAAAGUGAUGUUUUAGGACGAUUGAACUUUCUUUGAUCCGGCGUGCACUUUCACCGAUAGACUGUACUUUCUUUUUGCUAAACUAGCUAGAUGCAACGUUAAUUUCGGGAAGGACGCUUUAAUUACAGUUUAUAUCCAAGACUCGGGCUAACAGCAUUGUGGUAUUUCUGUCCGCAAAAAUGAAUUUCUUCAUGGAGACGCUACAGUUGGUUGUCCUUUCCGUCUACUACAUUCUGGAGUCGUGGUUGAGGAUCUUCGUCGGACCGCGACGGAAGAAUGUGACCGGGGAAGUCGUGCUGAUUACGGGUGCGGGAAGCGGUAUCGGGCGACUAAUUGCCCUGGAAUUUGCCGGUCUUGGUGUGUCCUUGGUGCUGUGGGACAUAAACCAGGAGGGCAACCGAGAGACCGCCCGUCUCGCGAAAGAGAAGGGGGCAUCCUGGGCCCAGGCAUACCUGUGUGACUGCAGCGACAAAGCGGAGGUGUACAGAGUGGCGGAUCAGGUGAAGCGAGACAUCGGGGAUGUCAGUAUUCUCAUCAACAACGCUGGGAUCGUAACGGGGAGGAGGUUCAUGGAUGCCCCGGACUCUCUCAUUGAGAAAACCAUGGGAGUGAACGCCAUGUCCCAUUUCUGGACGGUCAAGGCCUUCCUUCCGGCCAUGAUGGCGAACAACCACGGCCACCUGACCUGCAUCGCCAGCACGGCCGGGCUCAUCGGGGUCAACGGCCUCGCAGAUUACUGUGCCAGUAAAUUUGCUGCUGUGGGGUUCACGGAGUCGGUGGCCCUGGAGCUCCUGUCUUCUGGGAAGGACGGCGUUAAGACCACCAUCGUGUGCCCGUAUUUCAUCAACACGGGGAUGUUCGACGGCUGCUACACCAAGUGGCCCAACGUGCUGCCCAUCCUGGAGCCGGACUACGUGGCCCAGCGCAUCGUCACCGCCAUCCUGACCGACCAGGCCUUCCUGUUCAUGCCCCGGACCGUCUACUUCCUCAUGUUGCUGAAGAACAUUCUGCCUGCAAAACUGACCGUCUUGCUCGGCGUUUACGUCGGCGCGUUUACCUUCAUGGACGCCUUCAAGGGACGAGGGAAGAAGGACCAGUGAGCUCCGAAGAAAGGUCCGCUCCGGGGAUCGAGAAUCAUCGCGCCACAGUGCCAGUUUGAAUCUAAAUCUAGAUCUAAAUUAAGUUCGUGUGGAUGAUUUUUUAACGUACAUGUCUACCUCUAAGUAAUGCGCUAAUACCGUGGUUGUAAUAGUAGGUAGAAUUAUUGUUUUUGUUGUGUGUGACUGAAUUCCCACCUUGCUUCGUCAGGAUCCCCCCCCCCCCUCCCCGAUAUACCGAAUCUUCCUGUAGUGGGUAGUAUAAAAAUAUUUUUAUUUUAGAAUAAUAAAUAAAAUCUCAACUGACUCAAAUGGGACCGUUAAAAGGGUGGGGGUCUGCGUUAAAGACUAAAAAUGAUUGCAUUGAUUUGUAUUUCCCCUUGGCUAAGGUAACCACACAACCUUACCUUGCCUCACACUAAACUGUGGUGUUGGUUAAACAAUGUGGUUAAUGUGUUCGUUUAAUAUUAUGCUGCUUUUCUUUUUCUUUCUUUCCUUAAAGCCUCAUUUUGCUUUCCAAAUGUUUUGAAGCAUGCCGUCGUAUACUUGUAUGUUUUGUGUAUGGUCCGGUGUUUCAGCCUGAUGGUAGCAUCCAUACACAAGCACUUGUAUAGAAUGUCAAUGUGCUUCAAAACAUUUGGGAGAGGGAGGACGAUGAAGAAUUUAACGUUCUGAAGCACUGGUUUUGUUGUAUCCACGAUGCCGCUUGUUACUGUGGUUAAACGGUAGUCAACGUGGUCGCUAAGGAAGCCACUGGGUUUCGAUGGGUGAUUAAUGGAUUGACUGGUAAUGGAUCGAUUGUGCUCUGAAGUGACUGAAUAUCUACGGCGUACUGGCUAACAUGUCAAAACGGCAAGUGUGCCAGUAAAAAUCAGUCCGGAAAAUGCAAGUUAAUCACUGGUUAAUUUUUAAAAGAUUUGCUGAUUAUUUUAACAGAAUAUUUUUAAUUCCCAAUUACAGCAUCUGGGGAAAAAAAUGGCAAUGGGAAUGGUUGUUACUCAUUUCAUUGUGUGUAUUUGUACUUGUUUUGUCUGAAAUGGAAAAAAUAAAAUUGAAAGCAAACUAA